GUUUAGGACAGCCAGGACUGUACAGAGAAACAGAGAAACCAUGUCUUUAAAAAACAACAACAACAAAGAAAUGACAAUACAUUUCCCUCAAAGUGUGUUUUCUUCUCAAGUUAAAGUAUUCAUGAAGGGGCCAAUAAAGAGAGCCAUCUUACUGAAUGCCUGUCCCACUCCGUUUGGUUUGUGACUAAGUUGUUCUUUCUGUCCAGGCGCCAUUGAAAUUGGGUUUUAAGGUAGCAGCUGUGUUGCCUCAUCCCAUAUUUAUCUGCCUUAUUCUGGAGCAUAGUUAUCUAGGCUUUUCGAAUUUUGCCUCCAAUCUACAUAUGGUUCCAGGGGAAACUUAAUUAAAAAAACUUAGAACAUUAUGUUGUGGGAAAUUUCAGAAUAGUAUAUACAAAUAGAGAUAAUUGUAGAAGAGACCCUCAUCCAAUUUCAAUAAUGAAAACCUCACGGUCAGUCUUCACCUAUGCCACACCUACUUUUCAGCCACAUCUGAAUUUGGAAGCAAUUCCUAGAUAUGUUUCCAAACAUUGUCUUUCUAGGUGGUAGAGAGUACACUCCUCUUCUUUCCCUGUCCUUGCAUGGGAAUGGCAAUUCCAAACACUUCACAGCUCCUCAGCGAGAGCCUCAAUCAUGCUGUGGUGCGUUCCUGUAAUCCUUCCCUCUAGAAGCUAACGCAGGAAGACCCCAAGUUCCAAGUCAGACUGGCAACACAGCGAGGCUUAAGAUCAAAUAUGAGAGGUUUCAGAUACUGUCAUAUUGCAUAUUUUCACAGUAUCAAUAUCUGUCAGGUGUUUAUGAUUUUGCUAUCACAACACAGUAAACGUUACAUUUGUAUUUAUAAUUUAUUUUUCAUAAAAAAACUACUAACAUUAUACGCUUCAACCAGACACUCUGACAUCCCCACUCACCCGCAAGCUGAGGAGAAACGCCUCCAAAAGGCAAGGGGAGAGGCUAGGUUGAAAGACGGUGUUCUAAUGUUCUGUGAGCACGCCAUUUUCUUUCCCUUCCAGGGACGUUGGUGUCGCAGGCUUGCCAGACCGCGUGGCCUGGCUUCGCGCCCCGAGGACUGGAGCGGAGACGCCACUCCCAGGAACUGACUGAGGCGGGCUGCCGUGUGCCCAGGGUAGCAGCCAGUCGGAGGCAGCCUGGGAAGCCAGUGGGUCUGAGGUGAGCAGCCCCCAGACCAGUGCCGGAGCGUUCAUCUGAGGGGAGGGGAGGCCUGUGGGCCUGAGACCAGUCACCUGCGCAGGAGCUUCCAUCUGAGGCCUGAGGCGGCCGCCAUUCCCACUCGAGGUGCCACCAGCCCAGGAGCAUCCAUCUGAGAGGAAGCCUGCAGCCUGAGGCAGCCACCCCUGCCUGCUGAGGACCGUCAGCCUCAGCCUGUGGCUAAGCCGCCAGUGUGGAGACCGGCUUUCCCAGGGCAGCAUGGAAAGCGAAACUGACAUCUGCACACCCGGGUCUCUAGGACGCAACAAAGAGGACGUCUAAACCAAGUUCCAAGUCCCUAAGGCCCUGCUUUUUCGACAUUGGUAUACUUAAGUCCCUCAGUUUUUCUUGCUCAGGGAUUCUGCUAUUUAUGGCUGCCACAAAAACUACGAACUGUAAUGAGCAUUUCAGUGUGGAGAAACUAAAGGAAUGGCCAGAGCCGGAGUCAGUUUCUUUAAUGGAGGUUUUAGCCAGAGAAGACAUCGAUGAAGCUGUGCAUGCAAUAUUGUUCAGAGAAAACUACAUCGUGAAGAAAAUGGAUACGUAUUUUCAGCACCAGGCUGUUUUUAAGGAAAGAAGAAGAGAGAUGUUACAUAAAAAAUGGGUUGAAAAUGUGGCACUGCCUCUCCAGCAGAGAAUUAUAGAGAAAGUAAUUUCAUACAAACCUGGAAAAAGCCAAGGAAAAUAUGAAUACUGCCUAAAGCACCCAAAAAAGCCGACGAAAGCCUCUCCAUUGUGUGAGUGUCUGCUUCGAAGACAGCAAGAGCUUCGAGAAGCAAAAGGAGCCAGUUACCAACACGGCACAGGGAAACAGAACGACACACAAAAAACCCCUAAAGGAACCGGGAAGGCUCCCCUCUUCAGCAGACCACCCCAGGCCAUGCUCAUUCCCCGUGCUGUUGCUCCCAAAGAGAGGCAGAGAACCUCUGCCCGAUCCGUGCUGAAUAAAUCCAGUGACAAAUCCAGGGGCACAUGCAGUUCUGAAAAGCUUGUCUGUACGUCAAAGCCACAUCUGUCUCGGGAAGCGACCUCCAGCCCAAGCCAGCUUGCUUUCGAAAGGCAGUUCCGUUCCUGGAAGCUCAGCCAGGAGAUCAAGGAGGCUGAGAAGCAGGGUCCGGUUUUAGGGACCCGGGAAGCAGCAGACAGCCAGCAUUCGCAGGGGCCAUCAGCCCUGGGGAGAAAGGUGAUGACAGCAGAGCUCCUGGGGAAGCAUUUGGCCUCCCUGCAGGGGGUAGCCAGGUCAGGGCUCCAUCGGCCCUAGAGCUACCUGCCUUCACGCCACACACACACACACACACACACACACACACACACACACACACACACACACACACACACAUACACACACACACACACACACACUAAGAAUGGCAGCUUCUCUCUAGGUAGGAAGGGGUUGUGAGAACUGCAGUAGUUAGUUUUUUAAGCUCUGGCUGUGAACUAGAAAGUGUGUGUGGUGUUUUCGUUUUACUGAAACACUUGACAGCAAGACGCCUUUAUCAUCUUCCCUGUACUUGGUACUCAGUGGGGCUCUGUGCCUGGCUUGGGGCCAGUCCUGAAUCAAAGGUAUCAGGGCUUUAUUCAAGUUCAGUCCUGCUCAUACUCCAAGGUGGGUUUUCCUCACAGAUACUCAGGCAUGGCAGUGGGGGUCAAAUUGCUAAGAACCAGGAUCCCCUAGGAUGCUCUGCCACUGUGGGCUGCCUCUAGGGGCACAGAAGGGGUCUCCUCACCAAGGGGAGACUUCUACUUGUGUGAAGGCUACCUGCUUCCGGGUGAUGGGGGACUCUCUGGCAUCUUCCAGAAACUUGGGCUCACAUUUCAGUGGGGAAGACAACUUGACUUCUUCAGAGGCAGUUCUGGGUCACUAGGUAAAGAAGACAACUUGCUGGCUAUAACAUCCCUAGUCAUCAAAGUCACAUGACUCAGAUCCUGAGGGCUCCUGGGUCCCAAACCUGACCAAGGUGUUCUGACUGUUGAGAGCUAGGGACAUUCACUCUAGGGAGGAUUAAAGUUGCCACAGUCCUGGAAGAGUAUGGUUGUUGUGUAGCUAUAGGUACAAGUAGCCUCAGCUGUACACUGCCAGAUUGCCAGGGAGUGUCAUGCGCCACACACAGGCUGUCAGUGACAACUCUUCUUGACUUGUGGUCCAUCUUGCUUCAGCACCGACAAGACCCCCGAAGCCCAGGAGAACCAGCUUGCAGUAGGCUUGCUCAGUAGGCUGUGCCCGGUCCUUUGAAGCUUCCUGGAGACAAGUAGGAUGCUGGGUGCUUCAGUUUUACCCACCAAGUAACAGCUCUUUUCUGUUUUAACUAGUGGGUGUGUGAGCUCAGUAUCCGGAGUUAGUAAGGGAUGUCUUCAACAUUUCAGCACACGGAACUGUGUUUUCUAAGUGAUUCAGCCAAGUGACUCUAUUUAAACAAAAAUGGGGAGAAAGGACGAGCCCUGAGCCCCUCCUGGUUACACUAGCUGCCAGGAAGAAGAUCUGAGACUUUAGCAGUUCAAGUGAUUCUUUCAAAGGGGGAACUUGACUGUUAUCUUCACUGGAGGAUUUUGUGUUCAGAAACUUAGUGAACUUAGUAUUUCAGUAUUCAAAAGCUAGAUAAGCAGUGUGGCUAUGACUGUGGGGUUCCUGGAGCUGGACACAAUGCAUCUUCGACAGUCCUGACCUUUGCACGUACCCCUUCCCGUGGGCCAUCCCCUCAGUUCAAGCACAGCUCCCACGCAGCUCACCCACCCACAACAGUCAUCAGUGAAGCCUCAGAGACCUGACACAGAUGCUACACAAAAUGCUCUGCAAGCUAGCGGUAGAGUUAAGCAGAGCUCCUGGCCCUGCCCCAACCUAACCUUCAGGCUUCAUUAUAAGCAGCUUCUGAAGGUAACUGUUAAAAGCCUUUCACACAAAGAGUCAAGCUUUGAGAGGAGUUACAUUCAUAAACUUAUACCUUUAUUCUCUGUCUGUACAUGUUGGCAAUGAUAAAAGCUUAAAGAUGCAUGUUCUAUGAAAUAUGCAAACAAGGAAUUUACAUAAAUAAUUUAUACUUCAGAAAAUUAAAGUUGAAAAAUAUUCCCACAUUAUUAGAGUUCACAGUAUAGUUAAAGUACAUCAAGCUUCCCUCCUUAUAUUUCAAACUGUAUUGUCUGAGCAAAGAAGGAUAAAAUCUAAUCAGAAUAAAACAAUCAAGUUUCUGUUUA
Molecule: messenger RNA, 4398 nt
Organism: Mesocricetus auratus (golden hamster)
Lineage: Eukaryota; Metazoa; Chordata; Mammalia; Rodentia; Cricetidae
Gene: Fam228a
Product: family with sequence similarity 228 member A
Exons: 7
Coding region: 1577-2467 (296 amino acids)
Source: RefSeq, a predicted model, not a curated record